Molecule: messenger RNA, 2151 nt
Organism: Mandrillus leucophaeus (drill)
Lineage: Eukaryota; Metazoa; Chordata; Mammalia; Primates; Cercopithecidae
Gene: SBSPON
Product: somatomedin B and thrombospondin, type 1 domain containing
Exons: 5
Source: RefSeq, a predicted model, not a curated record
CCCGGCCGGGACCCCGCCUGCUUCGCCCGCGGCUGGAGGCUGGACAGGGUCUACGGGACGUGUUUCUGCGACCAAGCCUGUCGCCUCACCGGGGACUGCUGCUUCGACUACGACAGGGCGUGCCCAGCUCGCCCAUGCUUCGUGGGGGAAUGGAGCCCCUGGAGUGGUUGUGCAGACCAGUGCAAGCCUACAACCCGUGUGCGGAGGCGCUCUGUGCAGCAGGAGCCUCAGAACGGUGGGGCGCCCUGCCCACCCCUGGAAGAGAGAGCCGGCUGCCUGGAGUACUCCACCCCGCAGGGCCAGAACUGCGGGCACUCCUAUGUUCCUGCCUUUAUAACUACCUCUGCAUUCAACAAGGAGAGAACACGACAAGCUACGUCUCCACACUGGUCUACGCACACAGAGGAUGCUGGAUACUGUAUGGAGUUUAAGACAGAGUCCUUGACUCCUCACUGUGCUCUGGAAAACCGGCCCUUGACUAGAUGGAUGCAGUAUCUCCGAGAGGGAUACACGGUGUGUGUGGAUUGUCAGCCUCCAGCUAUGAACUCUGUGAGCCUUCGUUGUUCCGGAGAUGGCCUGGACUCCGAUGGAAAUCAGACUCUCCAUUGGCAAGCAAUUGGUAAUCCUCGAUGUCAAGGAACUUGGAAAAAAGUUCGGCGAGUAGACCACUGUUCUUGUCCAGCUGUUCACAGUUUCAUUUUUAUAUAGAUGGUGAUAUAAAUAUUUCCAAAUGCAUUUGUAAAUGUGCUAAAUAUUCUCAAGUCAUGUUCAAUGUUUCCUAAACCUUCAAUUUUGGCCAGAGUCCCCAAACACAUCAUUGCCACACUCUGAAGUAGAGAAAGAAAAAUUAGGGGCCAGUUCUCAAGGAACACAGGUCCUUUAUUUUUAUUUUAACUAAGUUGAAGACCCACUCAAAAAGCUCCUGUGGUUUUAUGUUCUUGACCUUUCAUCUGGAGUCCUCUCAUUCAGCAGGUGGCGUGUGAGACAUAGAAUACAUGUCUGUUUGCUAAAGUAAAAUUACUGUAACUCAGUCCAAUUAUUGGUGACGGAAGUGUCAUUUAAGGGGAUCUAUGUUUUGAAUCUUGCAGUCUUUCUAUUUUAUAAUCUUUUAAAAGCUUCUCCCUUUAAAAAAUGUAUACACGAAUGCACACUCUACACAUAUAUUUCCAUAUAUUUAAUAUUCCAUAAAUUUUGAAAUAAUUUCAAGAAAAUUAUCACAAAUAAUUUUUCCACAGGGCAAAUUAUUUAAAUUUUUAGUAAGCAUUCUGUAAUGAAAAACCAACAGCUAUACUAAAAACAUUUUUUGAAGAAGAAUAAAUUUUUUUUCGCAUAAGUGAAAGGAUCAAGCGCUCAUUCUAGGUCAACAGGAGUUCUUUUAAAUGUUAUAAUUUUCAUGAAGAGAAAUGUUGGUACCAGUGAAUGAAACAAUUGCUUUCAUUCCGAAAAUUCUACCACCAUUUGCAUCUAAGAUUAUUUCCAAGGCUUAAAGCCUGAAGCUGAAUAAAAUAAUCUUUCAAGAGUCCAACUUCAAGUUUAGUUGAUGUAAGCUCACUAUUUUUUUCCUACCGCAUGCAUUUUCUAAUGUUUGGGGUGGAUGGCGUGUCGGUUAUGGAAGGCAUAGACGUCAUUACAGAUGCUAUGAUCUCACACAUACACAAGGAAAUGUUAGUCUCCUUAUUUUAUGAUUGGAAAAUCAAUGACCUAGAGGCAAAAUGGCAUGUUUAAGGACCUGGGAUGACAAGUCAUUCUGCAGUCAGCCAAAGGGCCAAAUUUGGACUCCUCAUCCAGGACUCCAUGAAAAGCCUGACUUUGCCAAAUACUGCACUGGAAAAGCUAAGCCCCUUUCAUUUUUGAAGUAAAUUUUGAAUUCAAGAUAUUUAGUUUAAAGAAUUGAGUCUUGACAUGUAAACUACAUGAAAUUCCUUUGGUUUCAAUUGAAUAAUAUUCACUAACAAAUGAUUUACUAAAAUACAUAUUUCUUGGUCCUUAUCAUGUAAUGACAGAUUGACAACAGCAAUAGGGAUGGAAAUUUCCCCAAUAAUUAAUAACACCGAGAGUGGCAAUAUUUCUGACUAUAUUUUCAUUUAAUUAUCAAAGUUGUUUUUGUGGAAAAUUAAAUUUUUCAGAAAUUAGUAAUAAAAUAUGUGAGUC